GUUUUAAAAAUUGUAGGCUAAUAUUUUGUGUCAAAGAAUGGACACUACAGUUGUCUCCGAGGAAUCAUCAUCGCACACGCAACCUCUCUCUCCGGUGGGAUGUCUGACCCGUGGAAUGCAGUGAUGUUUUCCAUGCACUACAACUCCUCCGGUGCCGCCCCGGUCGCCCCGCUCGGCCCCGUCUCCAACCAGAGUCAGGGGAUGUCAGGGGUGGCGGCAGUGGCCCGACGGGACAACCUAACCUCUGAGAAGUCCACGUCGACCCCCAGCGACCCCACUGUGGCAGGGCUCUCCAUGACCCUGGGCAUCCUCUCCAACAUCGUGGCCUUGGUCAUCCUGGCCAACGCCUACACCAACUUGCGCCGGCGCUCCAAGGCCACCUUCCUCCUGUUUGCCAGCUCGCUGGUGGUCACCGACUUCGCGGGCCACGUCAUUCCUGGCGCCCUGGUGCUGAGGCUCUACCUCUCGGGAGGGGUCUCUGAGCCGCACGACUCUGCCGACGCACUGUGCCAGUUCCUGGGGGGUAGCAUGGUGUUCUUUGGCCUGUGCCCGCUCUUCCUGGGCUGCGCCAUGGCUGCCGAGCGGUGCUUGGGUGUGACGCGGCCCCUGCUCCACGCUUCCCUGGUCACCACCACUCGGACUAAACUCUGCCUCUCCGUCAUCUGGCUGGUGGCCCUGUGCGUGGCCCUGCUGCCCUGUUUCCAGCUGGGCUCCUACACCUACCAGUUCCCCGGGACCUGGUGCUUCAUUAAAGUGCUGGGUGACACCAAUUGGACAGAUGUGGCCUUUGUCUUGCUCUUUUCCGGCCUGGGCCUGACGUCGCUGGCGGUGGCGUUCAUAUGUAACACCGUCAGCGGAGUGACUCUGGUGCUGGCGAGACUGCGCAAAAAGCCCUGCGGCCACCGCUCCGCCAAAUCCCACGACAUCGAGAUGGUGGUGCAGCUAGUUGGGAUCAUGGUCACCUCCUGCAUCUGCUGGAGCCCUCUUCUGAUCUUUGGCCUGAUGACAGUGGUGCGCUCCUACAGCAGUUCUUUUGGGGAAGACCUGAAGACCUAUAAGACUCUGAUGGUUAUGGGGGUGCGCCUGGCCUCCUGGAACCAGAUUCUUGACCCCUGGGUCUACAUCCUCCUCCGUCGGGCCGUCCUGAGGAAGAUCUACCUCAUUACCAAGGGCCAGUCAGACCUGAAGGGGAGCACCUUUCGCCGCUGGGAGGCCAGCUCCUUCCAGAGCUCGGAGAAGAACGUGGUCAACAGGAUCUGAGGACUCCAAACUGAAGAGGAAUAAAGGAGAGUGGAUAGCUGGCUCCUCUUCUUAAAAGGUUUACUUGCCCUGUGGCUUGUUACUUAUCCGUUGUAAUACAGCAUGUUAAUUUUUUCUGCGUGUUUCUAAACCUGAGGCAUUGGUCAAGAGGAAGAGCCAGUUUAUUACGCAGCUUUGCACAACAGCAUUGGGCAAUGGUACUGCCUUUGUUUCUCAGAACCUGUGGGAGAAUGUUCCUGUUCACAUGCAAGUCCUUCUGAAUUCUACUCCAUUGAAAAGAAAAUGGCUGAACCAAUGAAGGAUUAACAAAAUGGCAUGAAUACAAUAUACAUAGGAUGCACAGCAUAUCUGGAACCUGUUGAGCUCACGUUGAUGAAAAGAAUGUAGUAUAUGUGAUGUAGUAGAUAGGGAAAUGAAUUAGUGUCAAAUGGACCUUGGAGCUGUGUGUCACACACACACAGUUCGGUCCACAAGCUUAAAUGAUCAGAUUUUAGUUCAGUAUGCUGUAUCUAGCUGAAUGUGCUUAUUUGAAUGUUUUGUAAAUGUUUUGGAGCUUGGGCUUCAAUGUUGUUGUCCUCGUGAAGUGUCCAUUUUAAUGAAAGUUUAUCAGCAGGGAGUGCUGCUUGUUAUGGAAACAGUGCAAAGUUGAAGUUAAAGUAAAAGGAUGUGUGCUAUGAUGUGAGAAAGGCUGUAUCAUGUAAAGUUGUAUAUAUACAAUUUUGUAAAUACUAGAUAUAUAAGUAUAUUAUUUUCCCAAUUGUAUGGGAACAGAAAAAAUUAUGUUGAAUGUAAUAAUAACACAAAUAAAGAGAAAACGUUUUCCUCAUUUG
Megalops cyprinoides (Indo-Pacific tarpon) is the source of this 2090-nucleotide messenger RNA. RefSeq names its product prostaglandin E2 receptor EP1 subtype-like. NCBI's taxonomy places the organism in Eukaryota, Metazoa, Chordata, Actinopteri, Elopiformes, Megalopidae. Bases 100 to 1260 code for a protein of 386 amino acids. Gene Ontology annotation, molecular function: prostaglandin E receptor activity; thromboxane receptor activity. The record is from RefSeq and is a predicted model, not a curated record. The transcript is spliced from 3 exons. Gene Ontology annotation, biological process: positive regulation of cytosolic calcium ion concentration; inflammatory response; adenylate cyclase-activating G protein-coupled receptor signaling pathway. Gene Ontology annotation, cellular component: plasma membrane.